This is a messenger RNA of Etheostoma cragini (Arkansas darter), 1560 nucleotides long. RefSeq lists its product as uncharacterized. Lineage: Eukaryota; Metazoa; Chordata; Actinopteri; Perciformes; Percidae. Gene Ontology annotation, molecular function: transmembrane signaling receptor activity. The record is from RefSeq and is a predicted model, not a curated record. Gene Ontology annotation, biological process: cell surface receptor signaling pathway. Bases 161 to 1024 code for a protein of 287 amino acids. The transcript has 8 exons.
AUAUAUAAAAGCAUCUAGUUAAAGCCCAGCUUCUCCUUACUCUGGUUUGUGCCGAUUAAAGUGCAUUAAAAUUGUGUCAUACUAAUAGCAAUAGCAUUAUUGUCAUCCCACAGAUGCAAAGCCCAGAGUCACACUGAUCCAGAAUCCCAUACACAAUGUGAUGCAUACUGGAGAUUCAGUUUCCUUUAGCUGUCACAUUAAUGUCUCUUCUGGAUGGGAGUACCUGUGGUACAAAGAUGGCAGUCCCCUUGCCGUAUCUGGAAACAAUCACACCAUCAGUUCUGUUGUGAGAACAAACACUGGAUCAUAUCAAUGCAGAGUUAAAAGAGGAAGUAAUACAGUCUUCUUCUCAGACCAGAGUCAGGCUGUGAGACUUGACAUCGAGGAACGCCCAUUAGCAGAUAUAAUUCUCGUAACUGGGUGGUCUGAGGUCUUCUCUACUGACAGCUUGGUACUCAAAUGUAGGGUGCAAGAAAGCCAACACAUAUGGAACUACACAUGGUUUAAAGAGGGGCAACCAAUCAAUCUGCUCUCUGAAAAACAUACAGUCACACCGGAGGAUGACCCAGAGCAGAGCAAGUACUCCUGCCAGGGCAUUCGCACAGGAAGACCUUCUUACUCAAAAACCAGUGAUUUGUUCAAGACCAAGAACCUUCUUUUGAAGAGGAGGGUGCUUCUUUCCAUCUCUGGCUGUAUCUUCUUUGGCAUCAUUGCCAUUUUCAUUGGAUGCAUUGUCCUCAGAGUCAUCCGCAAACCAGGUAAUGGUGAAGACAAGCCAGAGGAGGCAGAGCUGUUUCUCACCAUGGCUCAGCUAAAGGACCAUGAUAAUGCACCCUGUCCAGUGGUUCAGUACAUCACAGAUGCAGAAUUGAAUGCUUCAUCUAAAAAAGAAGCAGACGAGAAUGGCACGAUUUCCGGCGACACAACGCCGUUACCAAUAUCCUCGCAGGAGGACCAAGCCAUGACGAGUGAGAACCAUGAUACAACAGAAAACAAUGGUGGACUGGUUUCCUUUAAACAAUGAGUCGCUGAAGCUCUAUUUGCAUCAGUUUAGCAGAAAAUAAUAAGUCUAUAGACUUACUACAGCACGGUGAGGCUUUAAUGGGCAUUACAAACAACAUUUUUGACGUAUUAAGACUGGAGAGAGAAUCGCGCUACUGUGCGAUCCUUACCACCAGCGGGCUAUCAAAUUUAAAGUUCUGCCUUGCAUUGCUAAACAAAGGUUGAGAAAAUUCAUUAAGAUUCUUCCUCUGGGGACUGUAAAUGUUUGUACCAAAUUUGAUGGGAAUUAGGAUAUUGCACCCUGAACCAACAGACUGGCUGACGUUGCCAUAUAAAUGUGUACACAUUUGUUCUGCACUGAACAUUACUUGAUAGCACAAUACUGUUAGAACUGUAUUCAAAUCAUUGUAUUGAUGAUAAAGGAACUGUUCAAAUAUGAAACAUUACUUAUGUGAGCAGCAUCAAUCAUGUAUAUGGUUAGUUUUUAUUGUUAGCUAUUAUUAUAUGCAUUGUACAUAAGUAUUGAUCUGCAGGAGAUGUUAUUAAUCCUCAAGCAAA